CCGCCCCCGCUCGAGUCAACUCAGCCGCCGCCGCCGCCGCUCAAUUAUUGUUUUCCUCGUCGCCGCUCCAAUCCUCCCCUUCCCUUCCCAGUUCGCGGCUUCACUCGGAGUCGAAUCGCAACUCAACUCAACUCAACUCAACUCGCCGAAGCCGUCGACGCCGCCGCCGCAUCGCCGCCGAGGAUCGCCCCCCCAGAUCCCGCGGCUCCUUCGAGCUGAUCUCUGUCUCUCUUUCUCUCUCUAUCUUUUCUCGGCUUCGAUUCGGCUCGGUCGUUUUCGGUUUUCGGUUUUUUCUUCUCGGCUUCAAUCUCCCUCCCUCCUUUCUCCUUCGUUUUCCCUCUCUUUCUCUUUCCCUCCGCCCUGCAAAUUUUCCCGGAAAACGGAAGUCCCGACGAUCCCUCGAAUCUCUCCCUCUUCCCGAGCUCCGGCCGAGCUCCGGCCGAUCGGGUGUGACCAUCGUUCGGCUCCUCUGGAGAGAGAGAGAGAGAGAGAGAGGACUCCAUGGACGAAGAGCGCUCUCGGUUGCGUCCGCCGGCGAGUCGCUGCGUCCGACCGUGAGCUGCGCUGCCGCCGGAGCCGGCGCUCCGCCCCGCCAGUUCGAUUUCGCGCGAAUUUCUCAGUGAGGGAUCCGAAAUUCUCGUCCUUUUUGUCUGCGCGGUUCGAAAUGUUCAUGCUUUGAAGCUCGUUCGAGAAGUGAUUUCGAGGGAGGCAUCGGCGGCUUCGGAUUUCGUCUCCUCGCUUCGCUUCCUUGUGAGGAUAGAUUUCUGGAAUUGGCGCUGCGACUGGUCUGCUAGACGGGAGCUCUUGGUGGGGAAGAAGGGCGAAUCAGAUGGACUGGAAUGUCAAUAGUGCGUACAAAACUUACAAAGAUAUGGAGCCGAAAUCCGUGAUGGACAUACCAGUUCCAUCGACAAUGGAUUCACUAGAUAGUGGGCUGGGUUCUUCAGAAAAGGGAAAUGCUGUUCCUUCAUCAAAACCGAGAAAGAAGACAAUGACGUCGGUUUAUCUCAAGUACUUUGAGACUGCUGCUGAUCAGAAAAGUAGAAGUUGCAAAUUCUGCGGGCAGAACUACUCCAUUGCCACAGCCACUGGAAAUUUGGGGAGGCACCUUAGCAAUCGCCAUCCGGGAUAUGACAAGGCAGGGGAUGGUCUCACCAAUUCAACCCCUCAGCCAGUUGUCACCAUUGCUAAAAAACCUCUGCCCCAGGGGAAACCAACCAUUCAGGUGGAUUAUGAUCACUUAAACUGGUUGAUCAUGAAGUGGCUCAUUCUAACUUCUCUACCUCCCUCGACCUUGGAAGAGAAGUGGCUUGUGAAUUCCUACAAAUUUUUAAACCCCUCCAUACAUCUCUGGCCUGGAGACAAAUACAAAGUUGUACUUCGUGAAGUUUUUAGGAGCAUGCAGGAAGAUGUUAAGGGGGCUUUAGAGCAGGUUUCUUCUAAGAUAUCAAUCACCCUUGACUUCUGGACUUCUUAUCAAAAAAUCCUCUAUAUGAGUGUCACUAGCCAGUGGAUUGAUGAGACUUGGUCCUUCCAGAGGAUGCUUCUCGAUAUCUGUCAUGUACCUCAUCCUUGUGGGAGCACUGAAAUUUACCACUCUCUGGUGAAGGUUCUCAAAACAUAUGAGAUCGAAGGAAGAGCCCUCUCCUGCACCCACGAUAACAGUACAAAUGCCUUGCAUGCUUGUCAUACACUGAAAGAAGAUUUAGAUGGUAGGAAAAUGGGGCCCUUCUGUUAUAUUCCCUGUGCUGCUCGUACUUUGAACUCGAUCAUUGAUGAUGGAUUGAAAACAACCAAGCCAAUACUAUUCAAGGUCCGGGAAUUUGUUCUCGAGCUGAAUGCUUCUUCAGAGAUCUCAGAGGAUUUCAUUCAACUGACAACUGCUUAUCAAGAAGGAAGUUGGAAAUUGCCCUUCGAUGCAUCACCACGGUGGAGUGGCAGUUACCAGAUGCUUGAUAUGGUCCGCAAGGCUAGUAAGGCUAUGGAUGCUAUAAUCAGAAAGCACGAUGAAACUCUAGGCACUAAAUUGCUGUUGAACUCUGCGGAGAAGAAUGCUGUGAGCGUCGUCCAUGCUUAUCUCGAGCCUUUCUACAAGACCACAAACAACAUAUGCACGAACAAAGUCCCCACCAUCGGGCUGGUUCUCUUCUUCAUGGAGCACAUAUCUGAGAUGAUCGCUUCCUGCAGAGACUCGCGACACAACCCGGACUGGCUAAAGAGCGUGGCAGAGGAUAUGGUGAACAAGUCGAGGAGUUACAGCGGCCAAGUCUGCAACAUCUUCACUUACAUGACGGCGAUUCUGGAUCCCCGAAUCAAGUGCGAACUAAUUCCUGAGAGUCUCAACUUGGACAAUUAUCUAGAAGAAGCAAGAACCUACUUCAUGAGAAAUUACUCAGCUAGCCAUUUCGCUUCUCUGGCUAGCGCAUACGGUCCUCAUGAUGUUGAAGACGGAGGAAGCGUUUCUUUUGCGGAGGAAAUCGCUCGAAAGAAACGGAGGGCAAGCAUGAAUGCCACAACUGAUGAGCUCACCCAGUAUCUGUCGGAAUCUCCCGCUCCAUUAUCAACCGACGUUUUGGAAUGGUGGAAGGUCAAUAGUACACGGUAUCCCCGUCUCUGUCUCAUGGCGCGGGAUUUCUUGGCCAUCCAGGCGACCUCAGUUUCUGCUGAAGAUAUAUUCUGCGGUAAGGGCGACGAGAUAGAUAGACAGAGGUAUACAAUGCCGCAUGAUAACACCCAGGCUCUACUGUGCAUAAGGUCAUGGUCUCAGGGUGGGAUCAAGUUGAAGUACAAGUCGGCCGAAAUAGAUUAUGAGAGGUUGAUGGAGAUGGCAGCCGCCGCCGCCGCCACCGCAGAAAGCAGCACCUGUAUUGACAAGAAACCCAAAUGAUGACGAGAUACGCAACAGCAGCAUAUGAGAAAGAAUAAUUAAGAUAAUGCCCAAAACGCCUUCGUGAUACUUUCACAUCAUCAAGCAGGAAAACCCCAAGAGCUAACUUUUUUUUUCCACCCUUAGGUCUCUGUUGUAUGCAAGAAGAGAAUGGUGUACUCAUACUGAGGAAAACUACUGAUUGAUGUACAGUGUUAAUGUUAUGCGAAUGCUAACCCCCCAAGGAAAAACUGAAGAUUUCUCA
This is a messenger RNA of Eucalyptus grandis, 3131 nucleotides long. RefSeq names its product zinc finger BED domain-containing protein RICESLEEPER 2. The transcript has 5 exons. Gene Ontology annotation, molecular function: protein dimerization activity; DNA binding. Bases 830 to 2887 code for a protein of 685 amino acids. The record is from RefSeq and is a predicted model, not a curated record. NCBI's taxonomy places the organism in Eukaryota, Viridiplantae, Streptophyta, Magnoliopsida, Myrtales, Myrtaceae.